UCGACAAGCCCUAACCUCGCGUCGGCGGCUAGCCGGAGAUGGAGAUGGAGAUGGGGACGGAGGUGGAGAUGGAGAUCGAUCCCGUCCGCCCGAGCGAAUCCAGGGGAGGAAGACCGGCCGAGGAGCCGGAGGAGGCCCUCCCCUUCGUCUCCCGGAAGAAGGUGAAAGUUCCGGAGAAGAUUGAGACCGUUCUGGCGGAGGAGUUGGAGGCCCUCGAGGAGGAGCUCUCGCACGCCGCCCGGACCGAGCUUGAGGAAAUGAAGCUGAUGAAGAUCAAGGGCAUGGGGCCGCUCGAAAUAUAUGAGGCCUUCCCGAUCGGCCACGGGCGGAAGGUGGAGAAGCCGGAGAAGGGGAAGGCCGUGCACGAAUGGCAAGCGGAGGCGGAGUUGGAGGAAGCGCUCUCCCUCGCUGUCCGGAGUGGGCUGGCGGCUGAGGAGGUGAGGAAGUUGCUCCGCGUCGCUGUCUUGUCCAAUCUAAUGGACUACGAUGUCCACUCUCUGGCCGUCAAGAGCGGGCUCAAGGAUGAGGACGCCGUCUCCCUCGCCAAGAACUUCCUCACCAUGUACAGGAUUGUAUUCAGAGCUCUACACGCUCAGCUCCUUGGAUCCUUCGACAGGCGACGGUUUGAUCCCGAGCUGUGUCAAUGGAAGAGAUUCGGUCGCUUCUUCACCGAGAGGAAGAAAAAGGGUCCCGAGGGGAUCCCCUUCCUUCUCUUCAAGAUCAAGGCGUCCGCCAAGAACGCGAAGGUGACAUGGUGGCGGAAGGAGUACGCCCACUUCCCACCGGAGCGGUCAGGGUACACUGGUGUUCUGCGCUUGGCUCGCCUCGUCAUCGGUAGAGAUGGGUCGCCUCGUCUGGAGGAGGCUGGUGAGGACGGGCAGCCGGGCGCCCUCUCACACGGUAAUGGCAAGUACACGUCGUCUGCUCGCAGAGUGGGCGUCCUCAAAGAUGGCUGGCUCAGUCCGCUUGACGAGGUCGCCGUGGUCAGGAGGUUGCCCGGCGGCGAGGGGAUUUAUAUCAUGUCCUACAUGGAUGGACUUGGUGUUAAGCUUGGUGAAUUUCUGUUUGUGUUACACAUGGCAUGGACCGUCGCCUUGAGUUUCACGGAGCGAGCAUUCUACGUCUCCUCGGAGUUCACGGAGGAGAUGCUCUAUGCUGUUCCUGGUGUUCAUUUUGUAGACAUUACCGUCCCCGUGGAGAAUCUGAUCAAAAAGCUUUACCAGAUGUAUGAGCAGGAGGAGCAAGAUAAGAAGACAAUGCUUGAGAAACAAGAUCCUGUGGAGAUGAUGUGCCAACAGGAGGAGUUGGGGCCAAGAUUGGAGAACGAAGAGAGGAAGAAGGAGGAUCUGCGCAGGAGAAAGGAACAUAAACUCCAGCGCAAAAAUAAAAGGGAGGCAUUUCGUCUUGUAAAGAAGGCAACAAGAAUACAAAACGAACAAAGGCAGAAUGAAGGAUAUGACGAAGAUUGCGUUAGGUGGCUGGAAGAAUCUGAUUGGGUGCUGCCAUUCGAUGAAGUGGCUAAGCCAGGAGAGGCCCAACGAACUUCUUGAGGAGACUAUGAAGCCCGUAGAAGAAAAUGAUCUGCUGAAACUUGGUGAAGGUGGGAUCAGGGGAUUUUUUUAUCGAACAGAAGAAUCAUUGCCGGCAUGACAAAUGUCUAGCAAGAUGGGCAAUACACCACCAGUUCCCUCUAUACCUUCAUCAGCCAUAGGGGGAUUACGCCAAUUUUCAUACCUUCAGUCUGGACUCUGGUGGUUCCUCCCAGGGAUUCAUAUUAACUGUGAAUUCUGCAAUGAACUCGAAUCUAUUUCUCAUCUGUGAUGAAUUCCAUCUGUGCUGCUGUUCUUUGGAGCAUUUGAAAAACCAGAAAUGCUAUGAUUUUUGACAACCAGACUUGGCUAUGUGUGAAACAGGUUUGAUGGCUGAUCCUGAAAACAGUGAGAAAAUGACGACUUAUCUUCAGGGUGGACAUGCUGGUGAAGAUGGAUCUAUUCGCGCAGCAUGUCUCGGCAAUUCUGCGUGCACCUGUAGCUCUCCCAUGGGUAUGAAGCUGGUCCCAGUUACUCCGGCCACUGAUCUGCAGUGGAGCGGUGAUCAGCACGUUCCAUGCCAACCUGCUGGUAACCUGAGGAUGACGACCUCUCCCAUCACACCUGGCUGGUGCAGCGCCUGGGCGCAGCUUCCGCAUCAGAAAGGAGUGUUGCUACCAGCUGAAGUCACAAGGGCCAAGCUCCAUCAAAUCUGUGAGAUCUACAGGCUCAUCCGCUGAUUGUUUUGGGUCCUGAGCUGAUGAGUUUGUAAUGUUAUUUUUCUGAGAGUUGCUCGUUUCCCAGAUUAGGUUUUCCUGAACUUUUAGUUUAUGUUCUCCUGUCUUUUGUCUCGAAUAUGUCUAGAAC
Messenger RNA from Lolium rigidum, 2396 nucleotides. RefSeq lists its product as uncharacterized. The record is from RefSeq and is a predicted model, not a curated record. The transcript has 3 exons. The coding region runs from base 39 to 1550 and encodes 503 amino acids. NCBI's taxonomy places the organism in Eukaryota, Viridiplantae, Streptophyta, Magnoliopsida, Poales, Poaceae.